AUGUCCGGGACGGAGAACGCGGAUCCGGUCACGGCGCCGGACCAGAGCUGGGCGCUAGGCCUCGCCGCUGACGACGACGACGACGUCGCCGCAAGCCAUGGCUACCUCCUACGAAGCGAUUACGCGGAGAGCAGCGUUCUCGGGGAGUUCGGCUGGGCGGAGUCGAGCGACGCCGCCGGUUUCCCGUCGGAUUUUCAGGGAACCAAUGCCGGUGACUGCUUUUCGGCUGCUUGGCUGGAUCCUAGACGCGAGGAUGUCGGCGGUAAUAGUUUUGAGCCGAUGGCGUCUCUGGCCCAAUCGAGGUCGUCCGGCUAUCCGGUGGAGAAACAGACGGCGCCGGGUGCCGCAGCCGCUAUCGCCGCUGCCCGGCCUCCGCCGCAGGACUCAGAGAGCAAGACUCGAAAGAAGGGGCAAAAGCGAACUCGACAGCAAUCGUUUGCUUUCGCGACUAAAAGCGAGACCGAUAACCUUGACGAUGGUUAUCGCGACCCCUCGGUCGUGAUCACAACGUACGAAGGACAACAUUGUCACUACUCGGCCGGCUAUCCCAGGAUAGGCGGCUUCAUAGCCUAUAACAUAACCACUAACAACCUUAAUUUACACAAUCCACCAAACGAACCCCAAGAAAAUUCUCCACGGGUAACGACAAGAUUGGAGCCGCCAAACGGCCCCCAAGAAAACUCUCCACGGAUUAUGACAACAUUGCAGCCGCCAAACGGACCCCAAGAAAAUUUUCCACGAUCUCAUGGAGUUGCCCGAGAAGGGUUACUCGGGGAUAUCGUGCCUCUCGGAAUGCGAAAAGCUUAA
Striga hermonthica is the source of this 807-nucleotide messenger RNA. The record is from the annotation of a GenBank genome assembly. Lineage: Eukaryota; Viridiplantae; Streptophyta; Magnoliopsida; Lamiales; Orobanchaceae.